This is a messenger RNA of Striga hermonthica, 2937 nucleotides long. Lineage: Eukaryota; Viridiplantae; Streptophyta; Magnoliopsida; Lamiales; Orobanchaceae. The record is from the annotation of a GenBank genome assembly.
AUGGCGAACCCUCCAAAGCCAUGGAAAGUGGAGUACGCGAAGUCAUCAAGAUCUUCGUGCAAGACUUGCAAAAAUUCCAUUGAUAAGGAAAAUUUAAGGCUUGGGAAGAUGGUCCAAGCCACCCAAUUCGACGGUUUCAUGCCUAUGUGGAACCAUGCAGCAUGCAUCAUGAGGAAAGCAAAGCAAAUAAAAUCGGUCGAUGAUGUUGAAGGCUUAGAACUGCUUCGUUGGGAAGAUCAGCAGAAAAUAAGGAAAUAUGUUGAUGAUAGUGCUGUGUCCUCUACUCCUUCUAUUCCCACUGAGUUAGAAUGUGGUGUUGAGAUUUCGCAAACGUCUCGUGCUACUUGUAGGAUUUGCAACCAAAAAAUUAUGAAGGGAGAGAUUCGCAUAUCAACCAAACCUGAAGGUCAAGGUGCCAGAUCACUUUCCUGGAAUCACGCCAAAUGUUACCUGGAGUCGUCACCAAGUUCUGCAGUCGAUAAAUUUUCUGGAUGGAGCUCACUUUCAGACACCGAUCGUGCUGCUCUUCUUUCAUUCGGAAAAAAGAAUCCUUCCCAAUCAAAAGGCAAAGAAGUAUUGUACGAAGAAUCAAUACCUAAAGAUGGCCCUAAGAGGAAAAGAGCUGAUGAAAGUAAUUCGAAAGCAAAAAUUUCUAAAGCUAGUGGGGAUACUUCUUCAAACAAGAUUAAACAGUUGGAAGAUGGAAAAUCGAAAGCAUCUGACCUGGAAAGCCAACUGGAAAAGCAGACGAGAGCAUUAUGGGCCCUAAAAGAUGAUCUUAAAAAGUAUGUUAGUACUUCGGAGUUGAGAGAGAUGCUCGAGGCAAAUGAACAAGACUCGAGAGGGUCUGAACUUGAUCUACGAGAAUGCUGUGUUGAUGGGAUGUUCUUUGGGGCACUUGCAAAAUGCCCCAUGUGUUCCGGGUGGCUCCGGUACUCCUCAGGCUUAUAUAGAUGCGGUGGGUUUUUAUCAGAGUGGACCAAAUGUUCAUAUUCCACAGCCGAACCUCAACGUGUUAAGGGAAAGUGGAAAAUCCCUGAAGAUUCAAGUAAUGACUAUCUUCUCAAGUGGUACAAGUCGCAAAAAGUGAAAAAAGCAGAAAGAGUGUUACCUCCGAAUUCGCCUUGUGGGCCAUCGGGUGGUCAAGCUUCUAAUCAGCUAAGUCAGUCAUCCAAGCUUGAAAAUAUUGGAGAUUUAAAGGUUUCGUUUUUUGACGUACCUAAGUGGAAGAGAAAAAUUGAGGAAGCAGGUGGACAAGUUCAUCCAAAGAUAAAAAAGGAGACCAAUUGCUUAGUUGUGACUAGUGGGUUUGAUGGCAAUGCCACUGAGGUUAAAAAGGCAAGAAGAAUGAAAAUACCAAUCGUGAGGGAAGAUUAUAUAGCAGAUUGCAUUAAACGCCAGAAAAAACUCCCUUUCGAUUUGUACCGAGUGGAAAGCAUGGAAAAGAGACAUGAGGUGGCGACGGUCAAAGUCAAGGGUCAAAGUUCCGUGCAUGAGUCUUCUGGGUUACAAGAUUCGGGGCACAUUCUGGUGGAUGGAAAGAGUAUUUAUAAUACAACUUUGAGUAUGUCUGAUCUAUCAACUGGGAUCAAUAGUUAUUAUAUUCUUCAGAUCAUUCAAGAUGACAAAAGCUCGGAUUGUUAUGUAUUUCGUAAAUGGGGUCGAGUUGGAAACGAGAAAAUCGGUGGAAAUAAGCUCGAAGAAAUGUCUAAAUCCGAUGCGAUACGUGAAUUUAAACGGCUGUUUCUAGAGAAGACUGGAAAUUCAUGGGAGGCAUGGGAAGGUAAAAAGGAUUUUCACAAGCAACCUGGAAGAUUCUAUCCACUGGACAUUGAUUAUGGGGUGAAAGAUUUGUCCACAAAGAAACAACUCGAUUUCAAAAGCACCCGUCUUGCGCCUCAGUUGGUCGAACUAAUGAAGAUGCUCUUUAAUGUGGAAACAUACAGGGCUGCUAUGAUGGAGUUCGAGAUCAAUUUGUCCGAAAUGCCCCUAGGGAAGCUCAGCAAAAAUAACAUUCAAAAAGGGUUCGAGGCUUUAACACAGAUACAAGAUUUGUUGAAUAACACUACUCAUGCCCCUGCUGUAAAAGAGACUCUUAUAGUCGAUGCUAGCAACCGUUUUUUCACAGUUAUUCCCUCUAUUCAUCCACAUGUUAUCAAGGAUGAGGAUGACUUCAAAGCAAAGGUGAAAAUGCUUGAAGCACUUCAAGAUAUUGAAAUAGCUUCCAAAUUAGUCGGUUUUGACGGUAAUAGUAGCGACUCCAUUGAUGACAAGUACGAGAAGUUACGGUGUCAUAUUUCUCCUCUUUCUCAUGACAAUGAAGACUUUCAACUGAUCGACAAGUAUCUUCAAAGUACUCAUGCACCCACUCAUACUGAAUGGGCUCUUGAAUUGGAGGAAGUGUUUUCUCUUACUAGGGAAGGUGAAAACGACAAAUAUGCCCCUUAUCGAGCAAAACUCAAGAACAAGAUGCUUCUCUGGCAUGGAUCACGUUUGACAAACUUUGUCGGUAUUCUAAGUCAAGGGUUGAGAAUUGCUCCUCCAGAGGCUCCAGCAACAGGCUACAUGUUUGGGAAGGGAAUUUACUUUGCCGACCUUGUCAGUAAAAGUGCUCAGUACUGUUAUACGGACAAGAAGAGUCCGGUGGGGCUUAUGCUUCUCAGUGAAGUUGCCUUAGGCGAGGUUUAUGAGCUUACAAAGGCACAGUAUAUGGAUAAGCCUCCAAGAGGGAAGCACUCAACAAAAGGCUUGGGCAAGAAAGUACCACUGGAAUCGGAUUAUGUGACAUGGAAAGACGAUGUGGUUGUACCUUGUGGAAAACCGGUAGCAUCAAAAGUCAAGGCAUCGGAGCUCAUGUACAAUGAGUAUAUCGUCUAUAAUACAGCUCAGGUGAAAAUGCAGUUUCUAUUGAAGGUGAGGUUUCAUCACAAAAGAUGA